Messenger RNA from Entelurus aequoreus (snake pipefish), 3491 nucleotides. It is a transcript of the gene tkfc, whose product is annotated as triokinase/FMN cyclase. Gene Ontology annotation, cellular component: cytosol. NCBI's taxonomy places the organism in Eukaryota, Metazoa, Chordata, Actinopteri, Syngnathiformes, Syngnathidae. Gene Ontology annotation, biological process: glycerol catabolic process. The coding region runs from base 1956 to 3485 and encodes 509 amino acids. Gene Ontology annotation, molecular function: glycerone kinase activity; ATP binding. The record is from RefSeq and is a predicted model, not a curated record. The transcript is spliced from 17 exons.
UCUUUUAAACCUGUUGGGAGUGCAUUCCAUAUGGAUGUGGCAUAGAAGGAGAAUGAGUUAAGACCUUUGUUAGAUCGGAAUCUGGGUUUAACAUGGUUUGUGGAGCUCCCCCUGGUGUUGUGGUUAUGGUGGUCAUUUACGUUAUGGAAGUAGUUUGACAUGUACUUCGGUAUCAGAGAGGUGUAGCGGAUUUUAUAGACUAGGCUCAGUGCAAGUUGUUUUACUCUGUCCUCCACCCUGAGCCAGCCCACUUUGAAGAAGUGGGUAGGAGUGAGGUGUGAUCUGAGGUGGAGGUCUAAACAAUGUUUGAACAAUGUUUGGUGGGUGCUGAGAAAAUAAUCGAUUUUCAAGACUUCAGUUCUAAUUUUUCUAGAUAAAAUCAGUUAGGGUACACAGCAACAGCAUGUUCGAUAUAAAAGUAGUUCCAACUAAAUUUGCCCAAAGAUUAGUCAACAAAGUAGUUAAAGGGGCUAUUUGUAAUUUGUUUACAGUUACGUUUUUCAAAGCAAAAAAUAUAACAAGAACGCCAUUGGCUAGCUUGUGUUAUACCAUUAGUGGUUUAACCGAACACAAUUUGUGUCAAAACGUACUAUAUUUUUCAUGAUUACUAAGUUUGUGUAGUGAAAUUGUUUUAACGGCCCGAAUAAAAUGAUUGGUGUUUACGGCGGUCACUAAACCCUCUCUCGUCAAUUCGUACGCGCAGGGAGCGCGUGCACACAGAAUUAGAAUCAGACAUACUUUAAUAAUCCCCAAGGGGAAAUUAAGACACAUACAAAAGCAGUCCAAGAGAAGCAACAAACACAUUUCAGUCAUAUUGUUGUUAUGAUAGAAUAUACAUUCAAUGAUGGCUAACAGUAACUAUCCAAAUAGCUAUAUUAUUAGCUUACAACACCCAAAGCUAAUGCCAGUGCAUGUGUUAUGUACGUACAUAGUUACGUCAUUACGUCCUAUAGAAGCCGGAAGAGGGCAGGAAAUAUUGUGUAAAAUCCAUUGGAAAGUUAGCGCCCUCGAGACAUCUGUGUAAAUGUUGCUAACAGCCCCUUCAAGCCGAACACAAGCAACAGUGGCAAAAAUGUUUCAUGUGCAAAGGUGACGCUCAUACGCAUGCUAAUAACCAGACAAUACAUUAAAAAUGACAGCAAGUGUCUUUAUCAUAUGCAGCAUAAUUAAUGAAAACAGACAACUGUGCAUUGGCAAUAUUGUUUCGGAUCACAUCAUUAUAACUUAAGAAAUUAUUAAUGGUUAACCUAAAGGCUACAAAGUGCACCCCCGAAUGAUUGCUCUAGAGGGGCAGGUCAAAAAAGUUUGCAUUCAAGCUGUGAUUGGGCAGCCAAAAGAUGGAGCUGGACAUUUGAUAGCCGUUUAGAAAGAUGUGUGAAUGGCCAUAGAAAGAUGGACUCAGCCCGAUGAUAGGUUUAGAAAAGAUGGGCUUGGCCCAGUCCGCGUAGGGGAGGGACAAAAAAGGUCAUAUUUAGGCUGUUAUUGGACGGCCAAAAGAUGAAGCUGGGCUUUUGAUUGGCGUUAGAAGGAUGGACCCAGUUACGUGGUUAGCCACAGAAAGAUGGACUCGGCCCGGUGAUAGGCUUAGCAAAGAUGGACUCAUGAAAAGGAUUGGCUGCCAUGAAGCUGUCCCGUUUUGUGGGCGAUCUUAUUUACGUGGCAUCAUGUUUUAUCAUAUAUGGAUAAUCCACUGACGUCACAAAUGGGGCAAAUUCCAAACGGCUCCUUUGGAGGAAGUAUGAAGGAAGCCCCAAAAGAAGCUAAUCAACUCUGCAGAGGACUGUGUUGACGAGGCUCUCUGUGGUCUUGUCAGGGCCUCCGGUGGCCUCUCUCUGCUGCAGGGCCACCGUGUCGUUCUUCGUUCCGACCUGGACAAUGUGAGGGGCAAAGUGGCACUGCUGGCAGGAGGAGGCUCAGGCCACGAGCCCGCACACGGGGGGUAUGUGGGUGCUGGGAUGUUGUCUGCAGCAGUAGCAGGAGGAGUGUUUGCGUCUCCGCCUCCUGCUGGAAUCCUGGCUGCCAUUCUGUGCCUACACAAUGCUGGAGCAUCUGGGGUCCUUGUCAUUGUAACAAACUACACCGGAGAUCGCCUCAACUUUGGACUGGCCACAGAGCAAGCGUGCAACCGUGGUGUGGCUGUCAAUAUGAUCAUCAUUGCUGAUGACUGCGCCUUUGAACGCCCCACGAAGGCGGGGAGAAGGGGCUUGUGUGGCACUGUUCUCAUUCACAAGCUGGCAGGUGCCUUAGCAGAUGAAGGUUGCUCAUUGGACCACAUUGUUGCCAUGGUGACAGAGGUGUUAAAGGGCACAGGUACACUUGGAGUCAGUCUAUCCCCGUGCAGCGUUCCCGGAUGUCGGCCUUCUUUUGAGCUUCCCCCAGGGGAUAUGGAGCUCGGCUUAGGAAUCCAUGGAGAACCUGGUGUCAAAAGGUCAAAGGUGGAUUCUGCAGACCAAGUGGUGUCAGCCAUGAUUGAUCACAUGACCAAUGCAGAGAAUCAGUCACACUUGCACCUGACGAAAGGUGACCAGCUCAUUGUGUGCGUGAACAAUCUGGGAGCGCUGUCAGGUCUGGAGAUGGCCGUGGCGACGCGGGCCGCGAUCAUCAGUCUGGAAAACCGUGGGAUGGUAGUCGCAAGGGUGAUGUCUGGGUCUUUCAUGACAUCACUAGAGAUGGCUGGAAUGUCGUUGACACUGAUGACGGCCAGUUCGGAAAUACUUAGACUCUUUGAUGCCAAGACCAGUGCCCCCGCAUGGCCAAAUCUCAGCAGUGUGCAUGUGAGUGGACGCAACCACCUCACGGACGCCCCCAGUGUGCCCACAGGAGUGCACAGCGAUACACAGCCAGAAGGACCAAACGGUGCUGUGAUGCGGGCUGUGUUGGGGAGGGUUUGUUCCACACUUUUGGAAAAACAGGAGGAGCUCAACGCUUUGGAUCGUGCUUCUGGGGACGGCGACUGCGGGAACACUCACACGCAGGCGGCCAGAGCCAUUCGGGUGUGGCUCCAGAGUCACAUAGUCCCCGGUUGCCCCAAGCAACUGUUAUCCGCCCUCGCUAAAUUGGUGCAAGAGAAAAUGGGCGGGUCUUCAGGAGCAUUGUACAGCUUGUUCCUCACGGCAGCUGCCGGUCACAUGACAGAGAGGCAAAGCAGUGCUGCAGCGUGGGCCGGUGCAAUGCAUGCUGGGAUGCUGGCCAUGAGAAGAUAUGGCGGCGCUGAUCCAGGGGACAGAACCAUGUUGGACGCUCUGUGUCCUGCUGUAGACGAGCUGAUGAAACUAAACACAGCACCUCCCGGUGCAGAGAUGACCGUACUGCAAGCUGCUAUACAGAGAGCUGCUGCUGGCGCAGAAUCCACUCGCAGCCUUGUGGCUAAGGCGGGUCGAGCCAGCUACAUCGCCUCUGAGCGACUCACUCUCCCCGACCCCGGGGCCAAGGCCAUUGUCGCCAUUUUGAGUGCCGUAUUUGAGGCGCUUAAUGAGCAGCGGUAGUAGAAA